GUAAGAAAAACCAUUUAGACCCAGUAUCACAUUCUAACGCUCACCAUUCUUUCUCGCUUCUCUGUCAAUUUGACUUCUUUUUCUUGUUGGAGCUUCGCACAUUCUAUCCCUAACAAUUGUAUCUCUCUUCUCUGUGGUUUUACACAUUCUAGUCCUAACCAUCGACCCGAUCCUCACAUUCUAGCCCCCUAACAACUGUAUCUUUCUUCUCUGUUAUUUCACAUACCACCGUCGACUUCAAGCAGCAUAGUUUUCCGUAGACGGUAAAAACUUCAGAGACUUCAAGUGUCAGGGCCUACUUCUUUACCAUCGCCUUUGCAUUUCAAGCAUGAUAUGGCUAUGUUGAAUUUGAAGAAGUUAGUCUAAGAGCUAGGUUUCUUUUGCAACUGAGAUAGAUCUCUCAAAUUUCAGAGUUUAUGGAAGAGUGAAAAAUGAUUUAUGGAAGCUCUGUAUGCAAAGCUUUACAACAAGUAUGAUGCUCUAAAGAAGAAAAGAAUUUCUGAGUUAGAUGAGAUCAACAAAGAUCAAGAAUUAAAGUUUUUGAAUUAUGUAACAGCUGCAGAAGAGCUGAUACAACACUUGAAAGUUGAAAAUGACAUGUUGCAGGAACAAGUUAGUGAAUUGAGAAACCAAGUUGCUUCAAUCAGGUCUACCAAGGACAAUGAAUGUGCACAAUGCCAAAAGCUGUUAAUGGAAGAGAACCAAAAGAAUGAAAAGCUUGUUAAGGAAGUUGAGAGGCUUCAAAAGCUUCAAGAGCAACUUUUUUCCAGUUCAAAGGAUUACAAUAAUGAGAGUGUGCAGCACAAUAUGCUUGAAACUCCUCAAGUUUCACUAGGAGAGGUUAUCAGUGACUCAAUAAGAUCAAGAAGAAAGCGCAGUCGAGAAGACGGAACUCAGAUGGAAAAUGUUACUACUCCUGGUCAUCAAGAUGAUUUAUCCUUAAGGGAAUCAGCACAGGAUUCAUCUAGGGAAACUUUGUCCAUUGUAGAUCUGGAAAAUGAGCAGCAGCCUGAAUGUUGUAAAAGAACUGUUUGCAGAUCAGCCAAUGGAGUCAUGAAUGAUGGUAGUUAUGCUACUUGCCAGUUUCAAGCUCUUAUUGAAUGCUUAAUGGGCAUGAAAUUUUCUAGUGUGAACCAAACUGAAGGAAUAUGCAUUUCAGCUCUACAUCAAUCAAGUGGUUACGCGUUCAGUCUAACAUGGAUAAAGAAGGAUGGUGGAGAAGAGCCAGAGCUGCUAUACCGGGUGUCAACGUUGGGGACAUUUGAGAGGGUAGCGCCAGAGUGGAUGAGAUCGGUACUGAUGUUCAGCACAAGCAUGUGCCCAAUCUUCUUUGAAAGGGUGGCCCGCGUUAUCAAAAUGCAUCAUUGAUGGUUCUUUCUUAUGCUUAGUAUAUCUAUUGAUUUUCUUAACAUUGUAAAUGGGCAGUUUUAUGCAUGGGACUUGCACCAUGGAUUCAGCUCAUUCAUUAUUGUGUCUCAUGGAAUGUAAUUUCACCAUUUGUAACAUUCAGCCUGUAAGUUUUGAGCAUACUUGCGCUCUGUUGGAAUACUUUUUGAAUGCAAAUGUCGAGGUUUGAGCGUUGCUAAA
Molecule: messenger RNA, 1587 nt
Organism: Manihot esculenta (cassava)
Lineage: Eukaryota; Viridiplantae; Streptophyta; Magnoliopsida; Malpighiales; Euphorbiaceae
Exons: 11
Coding region: 439-1368 (309 amino acids)
Biological process (GO): developmental process involved in reproduction
Source: RefSeq, a predicted model, not a curated record